Acipenser ruthenus (sterlet) is the source of this 3242-nucleotide messenger RNA. Its product is annotated as probable G-protein coupled receptor 146. Gene Ontology annotation, biological process: G protein-coupled receptor signaling pathway. Gene Ontology annotation, molecular function: G protein-coupled receptor activity. The transcript has 2 exons. Bases 361 to 1362 code for a protein of 333 amino acids. The record is from RefSeq and is a predicted model, not a curated record. NCBI's taxonomy places the organism in Eukaryota, Metazoa, Chordata, Actinopteri, Acipenseriformes, Acipenseridae. Gene Ontology annotation, cellular component: membrane.
GGCUAGUUUAGCUUGACGGCCAAGUCGAGAAAGAACAAAAAAAAUGUACUCGUCUGAGGAUAAAAACAAGUGCAGAGCUUUUCUGAAAAAGCACCACACCGUGUCUGUGUUCUCUCUUUAGAACCGGGAUGUGAGCCGUCGGAAGCAAAACUUAAAUAAAUAAAUACAUAAAUAAAUAAAACAAUAGUUGUAAGCGCUCUGCCUGGCUUUACUUUCCACUUUGGCUAGUAUAAAUCACUAUCACUAAACUGGACGCUAUCAUUCUAACGCAACCAACAACAAUAAAACUGGGAUUACAGUAGAAGGCACGGCAAGGGCUGAACCGGUGGCCAGGGACUGACCCACAGCAGGAAGGUCGCCAUGUGGAGCUGCGUGAGCUCCAACGAGACAGACGACAGCUCGGACCAGCGGCUCUGCCAAGAUUUGGGUCUCAUCCUGUCCUUCUCCUCGCUCUUCUACCUCAUCGUCUGCUUCCCCAUCAGCCUGUGCUACAACGCCCUGCUGGUGACCGUCAAUCUCUGCAACAAGGUGUCCAUGACCAUGCCAGACGUCUACUUUGUCAACAUCGCCAUCGCGGGACUCGUGCUCAACAUGGUAGCGCCGGUGCAGCUGCUGGGCCCCGGCUACACCCACUGGGCCACGUGGGACUUCAACAACGAGGUGUACAUCACCCUGCUCAUUCUGUUCAACAUUUCCUCUCUGGUGAUCAUGUACUCCACCACACUGCUGAGCCUGGACUACUACAUCGAGCGCGCCCUGCCCAGGACCUACAUGUCCAGCGUCUACAACACCAAGCACGUCUGCGGGUUCAUCUGGGGCGGGGCGGUGCUCACCAGUUUCUCGUCCCUCCUGUUUUACGUCUGUAACCACGUCUCCACCAAGAUCAUAGAGUGCUCCAAGAUGCAGAACAAAGAGGCAGCGGACGCCAUCAUGAUGUUCAUCGGGUACGUCGUGCCCGCCAUAGCGGUGUUCUACGCUUUGGUGUUGAUACUGAGGAUCCGGAAAGAGUCGACGCCCCUCGAUCAGGACUCUGGGAGGCUGGACCCUUCAGUGCACAGGCUGCUGCUGGUCUCCGUCGGUGUGCAGUUCGCUCUGUGGACGCCUUACUACGCAACGCUUUUGGUGCACAUGCUUUCCGGGAUUCAAGGAAGGCACCUUCACGGACAGCACUUGAGAAUGUAUUACUUCGUUAGGGGUUUGUCCAAACUGUUGGCUUUCUCAAGCAGCUUCGCCAUGCCUCUGAUGUACAGGCACAUGAACAAGAACUUCUCAUGGAAGCUGCGACGGCUCCUGAACAAGCUGCACUGUGGGAAGCAGGGCUGCUCCCAGGAGAGAUCUCCAGAGCAGCAGGUGGUUACCUGAAGAACCAGGAGCUGUGCAAGUAUACUUAAAACACACAGAACUAAAACUUAAGUCUAUGCAGGAAUAACCACAUUGAGAGAUGGUGUUGGAGACAGACGUAAAUAAGUAAGUAGUCAUCUCUGGAAAAUCAUGGUAAAUUAAAGAAGAAAAAUGUGGCACAAGCGUGCUUGUAAUAUACCGGCAACACCUGGUAUGUACCAUCACUCAGUGAGGUAUUUCAAAGGUUGAACUUUUCUCUGAGCUAGCCACUUGCAAGAAACCACUAAGUGCUGUUUUAGUUUGAGAGAGAGAGAGAGAGAGAGAGAGAGAGAGAUCAGGCAGGACAGCUCUGCAAGGCAGGCGCCACUCUAAUGCGUGCACCAAGAGUGCAGACCCAAGUUUUUACAAUGCACACACCUCACAGGUUUCCUAUAUAUCCCGACUCAGGAAAGGAGAGCUCGAUGGUUUUACUUAAUGUGCAAAGCAAAAUGCCAAACCAGUUUGAUAGAGUGCUGACAACGAGCGCUUCAGCCAAAACUGACUGCCAAGGGGAGAAUUUAUUAGCAGGCAUUCUGGGAAGAACUUUUAAAACAAAUGUAGUGGAGAGUGUACUGGAUGCUCUUUGUAGUGCAGAUAAGGCGUUGGAGUUUCCUGGGAUAAUGUAACAGUUUGCACAACAAUCCCACCUAAAUCGUGUUUUUGGAUGGCUGUCUGGCUUGCUUUCCUACCUUUGGAAUGCAUCAUUUCUGGGCAUUGCGUUCUGUUUGUGUUGCUAAGACGCAGCAGUUAAAAAAAAAAAAAAAAAAAAUUACCAAGAAACUAAAGUCACACACACAAAAACGUGUUGGCUUGUGCCUUCAGCAGCUUAAACCAGUGUAAGUCAGGGAUGAAGGCACUGCCCGGAAUGUUUGUCUACAAGAUUGGUUUUUUUCAUUAUUUAUUUAUUUAUUUAUUUAAUGUUUUUUGAUUGGUUAUUUUUGAAGGUAUGGAUGAAAUUCUACUUCUGCUACUUCUGAUUAAAGUUCCACAGUAUAACUGGAGUGCACUAGGGCCCCCUCUUGUCCUCUGUCAGAUAUUAAGAUCAGUUAGAAUCUCAUGAAAUAAUUUAGGGGUUACAGUAACCCUGCGUUCUACCACCAAAACAAACCCCUCUGUUUCAGGCUGAAGAUGGACUUCUGGAAAACACAAUGGUUCAACAGUAAUAGCAGCAAUCCUAAUAAACAUUUUAGAUGAGCAAUGGCUUCCUGGCCUUGCCUGUAACAAUGCUAUAAAAUCAGGGGUCCUUUCUGAACAACCUCGGUUCUUGUUAACUACAGGAAGGUCAACAGUAGUGUUGUCAGUAGGCUUAACCCCUUUCAUGACCACGUUCAAAUUAUUAUUACAUUUUAUUAUUAUUUUUUAAAAAGACCAAAUUAGGUGAUCUGGUCCUUCCCGUCUCUCUGGCCCCUGUGUCUCUGCCUUUACAGCAAAACAAAGACAGCACAUUGAAUUAACCAUCUUUGAUCCACUGACCACUGAAGAUAUGAAUGCUUUCAUGUCUGUAGAUUAUAAAUGAGCCAAUAAAAGUAAAAUGUUUGUAUAUUAAAAAAAUAAAAAGUACUGUAUAUUUGAAGUGUCUUUUUUUUUUUUUUAAACCCAUGGAUGUAAAAUGAAAAAGUCUAGAAUUUAAAUUUAUAAGCUUUUUAAUGUAAAAUCAUUUCCAGGAUGUGAAUGCUACUGUAUAUAUAAAAUACAAAGCGUGUGUAUAUUGUCUGUUAGAUACUCACCAGAAAGAGUGCCCUUGAAAUACAGUAUUAUUUCUCACAGAGCUAUAUUUAGUUACUUUUGUGUUGAUUACCCACUAUGUUGUUCUUAUAUUGAUCUGCAGUCUGUCAAACCAAUAAACUAACAGUAAUAUUUCA